AUGGCCCAGGAACACACCGUCACCAAGGUUCUGUUGGAAUGGAUCAACAGCUUCUCCCUGGGCAAAACACUUCGCGUCCCGGAUGAAUUGACGGACGGCAUUAUUCUAUGGGAGAUCCUCCAGGAUAUUGACCCGCAGUACUUCCUCGACGAGAUUCCCGAACGCAAUCCGGCCGAUCACUGGGUCGCCAAAUGGCAGAACUUAAAGCAUAUCCACAAGCUUCUGCUCAGUUACAUUCGGCACCAGAAUGAUGACACCCUCCCCUCCGGCCUCGACCCGUCGCCCGACCUUGAAGCAGUUGCGGAGAAAGCGUCAACCAAGGAAACGAACAAGUUGCUGAAACUCCUCCUGAUCGCCGCCAUCAGCUCGCCCAACGCCGGGACUUACGUGCAGACCCUCCAGGAACUCAGCACCCCGACCCAAGAGGGACUCAAGGACAUAAUUGAGGAGGCCCAUAGCGGCCAACAUGAACCACUGGACGGAGUCGAUGACCUCCCGGAGGAAUCGGCGAAGUCCGAUCACCCUGUGGAUUUGGAGCUGCAGUUCGAGGAGCGCGUCGGGAAGGUGAUCGCGGAGAACGAUCGUCUGACACACGAGAAGAAGGAGCUUGAGAAGGCAUUGGAGGACCUGCAUAACCGUCUGGCGCGUUUGCAAGAGAACAAUGACACUCUCCAGAACCGCCUGGCUUCAACCGAAGAUCGCUUGGUGACCCUGAAGUCGGGAAAGGGUGACCUGGGAUUCAAUGCGAAGGCGCUGGAGAGCAAGACCCGCCAGCAGGAUGACCUGAUCGCAUCUCAGGAGGCCAAACUGAGUGCGGCCCAGGACGAAAUCGACAGUCUCCGCAUGAGCGUGGAAUCAUUGAAGGUCAAGAACCUGCGCUAUCAGAAGCUGCAGGAUGACUACGAUGAGCUGCGCACAGAGCGGGACCAACUGGCGCGGAAGGCCAACGCUGCAGAGAAGUAUCGGCAGAAGCUCCAAGCCAGCCAGGACUUUGAGAAGGAAAACCAAACCCUGAAGAACCAGAUUAAAGACAUCCAGCAACAACUGAAGGAGUCGGAUUCACAGCAACGGUGGUCUUCGGAGCGGGAUGUCGAGCUGGAGGAGUACCGCAAACUGUUGCCGCGCAUCGAACAGGAAUGCAAUGAAAUCCAGAACCUUAAGAAACAGCUCGAGUUCAACAACCACGCACUCACGGAGCGCCUUCAGAGUGCUGAUGAGCAGCACGAGAGAGACGACGCUCUGAUCAGCGAGCUCCGCGAACGCCUGGGAGAGUUCGAUGGCGUGCCUGGCAGCCCGUCACCGGGCUCUGAGACCCCAAAGAUGCAAGGCACCUUGAACAAGGACUUUGAGGCAAUUGGUAUGAGGGAGUCACAGCUCAAAUCCGAGAACGACGAGUUGAAGCGCGAGAUGGAUUCGUUAAAGGCACCAUCGACCGCUCCCGAAGCGCAAUCCGAAAUGUUUUCCGAAAGCUUCAAUACAUCUGUGCAACUUGCCCGUUCUAAUUCCACCCAAAGCGACGAGUAUUGGAAGCUCUACGAGAACUAUACCGGGGCAUUGAAGAAGAUUGCAGAGGUUCAGGAUACUCUGGAAAUCACCAAGAAAGACUUGUCUGAUGCACAAACCCAGAUCUCUCUCCUCGCUACCGAGAAAGCUGAUUUAUUCAGCGAGCUUGAAGGGCACAAUUCUGCUGAGCUGGCGAAACUCCGUAGCGAAUGGCACAACCUUGCCCAGAACGUGCACCACUUGGAAGCCGAGGUGGAUGCUAGCCAGACUCUGGUGCGCGAAGUGUGCUCCGAGCGUGAAGAGCUGCGGAAGAUGCUCGACACCAAACAGAAUGAGAUCAGCGCCGAGGAUCAGGAGGUUAUGAACGAGAUGCAGAUGCUGCUGGGCGAGUUUGAAAUCGUUAACAGCGAGGGUGGCGAUGUGCCCCAGAAAUCGAGCUUUGAGCUUCUGAAGCAGUGCGCUGGCGUCCUGGAGAAGAAUGUCGAACGGCUGGCUCAGCGUGCCGAGUACAUCCAACAGCAAAACGAGCUCAUCAAGUCGCUCCGCGAGAGCAUGAAGAAUUAUGAAGAGAAUCUGGAUGAAGGAAUCCCUAGAGAACGUGAAAUGGAGCUGCAAAGAACUAUCGACGAUCAAGCCCGCGAGCUCAGCCUCGUGAGCUCAGCGUGGUACCACCUGCAGAGCCGAUGGCAGAACAACAACAUGACCGUCUCACGAUACCGGCAGGGCGCAAGCAUGACAGAUCCCCGUGGCUGGCUCGCCAAGCAGCGCAGUGCAGUUGCGGGCCAGUAG
Messenger RNA from Penicillium canariense, 2292 nucleotides. Its product is annotated as putative microtubule binding protein HOOK3. Bases 1 to 2292 code for a protein of 763 amino acids. Gene Ontology annotation, biological process: cytoskeleton-dependent intracellular transport; cytoplasmic microtubule organization. NCBI's taxonomy places the organism in Eukaryota, Fungi, Ascomycota, Eurotiomycetes, Eurotiales, Aspergillaceae. The record is from RefSeq and is a predicted model, not a curated record. The transcript has 7 exons. Gene Ontology annotation, molecular function: dynein light intermediate chain binding; microtubule binding. Gene Ontology annotation, cellular component: centrosome; cytoplasm.